AUGAGUCCACAAUCUUUGAGAUGUGGUUGUUGUGCUAUUUGUGCACAUAACAUUUGUGCUCAUGAUCUUUUAUGUAUAGAUGCAAGUAACAUACCGCUUCAUUUGUUGCGCAAUGAUUGCUUGCCGGAACAUACUCUGCCUCGUACAUAUGAUUUUGAGCUGUAUCUUCGAGCAAUUUUAUAUCCGAAAGGACUCGUCGAUCCUCCACAUCAGCCUCUUAAUUCAUUGGCCAAUUUUCAGUAUUAUGGUCAUGAAAGACUACCUGUUGACAUACGAGAGGCUUUUUCUAUGUCCUCUAUUUUCGACUGGAUGUUGGUGUCCCGUGUGCAAGCAUCGCAAGUGACCCACUUUUAUACAUACAAGUCUUCAAUUUCUGGCCCUCACUUUUGGUCUGCAGAGGAAGGUUCACAGUGUUAUAAUCAAGGCAAUAUUGCCAUUUGUCCACAGAAUUCUACUGAGUUGUAUACUCUUUUGCCACUGAGUCCUGAUGAGCUGCAAGAAGCUAUGUGUGUCAUAUUCUCGGGACAGAAAAUACAACCGUCAUGCGACACUGUCAGAAAAAUGGGACCCGUGUUGGUCACAAAGAGUAGAGUUCAAAAGUUGAUUUAUGGUGUAACAUAUAGUCAGUCCAAUAUGGACGCACUGUUCGAUGAGAUCAAUUCAAAAUCAGACACAAUUUGUCAUUUGCCAAUGGACAGUCAGGUUCCAGUGGACGAGGGGUUUAGAUUUUGUGAUGUUUAUGAAGAUGAUAGAAGUCAGGUAGCUGCUGUCGGCAGAGAGAAAAUGAAAUUGCACGCGCUCACAUAUGUUUUAGAUCAUAAGAAGUUUUUGUUGUCACGCACAGGGAGUAAAUUUGUUGCUGAUAAUGAUCCUGAUCCUUGGGGUAUUGGAGGAUUCUUUCAUAGUGCGCAAGUCAAAAAUCUUUUAAGACAAGAUGAUUCACCUUUUUGUAAUGACCCUCAUUUUGCUAGGAAUACGACUUUUUGCAUCAUUAAAGAUUUGAAAGAGAUCUGGCAGAAGUUGAAAAAGAAAGCUGCCCGAAUUCUGCGGAGUAUUUGUUCCUUGAUGAAAAAGUUCUCGACACCUGCAUUAUUUGUAACCCUUAAUCCACACGAUCUGACUAGUAGCAUUUUGCCUAUCGUCUCAAGUAUCAAAAUUGCGAACUGGUCUAUGAUUCAUCCUGAUGCGGCCGCAAUCACAUUUGAUUUGCAAAUUCAGGUGUUUGUUGAUAUUAUAUUGAAAUAUAAACAUGGGCCUGGCAUGUUUGGACAUUGGAGAGGGACUUUACAUUGCCACAUGUUUCUUCCUCAGGCAUUGCGGGAUCGUAUUACCCAAGAAGCAGGGUUCAAGGAUAAGAUGUUUGCCUGGUUGGAAAGUAUCAUCAGUUGUGAACUACCAAAUGAUAAGGGUUAUGCCAAAAAACCUGUCAGAAAACGGGAUGAAAUGGACCCCUGGUUAGAAACAUUGCCACAAGUCACGGAAUUAGAUGCUCAAUCCUUUAGAUAUGAAUUUCGUGAAUUUUUGAGUCGCCUCGCAGUGGAAUGCAAUUGGUAUCAUCUACAAAGCGGGGAAAAACAUGCUGAUGAGAAUUGCAGAAUGCGGUUAGAUGGAUUGUUACAAGAUAUCACUUCAAUUGACAUUGAGACUGGUUCAAUCAAGAUUAAUAAUUAUAUGGACCUGAUCUUGUUUCUUAUGCAAUCUAAUACAGAUACUCAAUUCAUUGGAUCUGGCGAAGCUGCAAAGGCUGCUGUAUUUUAUAUUACAGAGUAUGUUACUAAAGGUAGUCUCCCGAUGUACAUUGGUCUUCAAGCACUGGAUUAUGCUACAAAAAUGCACGAGCAGAAAUUUGAAGCUUCAGCUUCAGGCGACAUUGAUAUAGACCAAAAGAAUCACAACCUGAUAACUAAAUCAGUCAAUGCAAUGAUGGGACAACAAGAGAUUUCUCAUCAACAGGUUAUGAGUUAUUUGGUUGGCAGAGGAGAUUGCUAUACAAGCCAUACUUUCCAAACAGAAGAGCAAGUCACUGUGAACAUAGUGCUGCUGUAUUAA
Molecule: messenger RNA, 2049 nt
Organism: Suillus bovinus
Lineage: Eukaryota; Fungi; Basidiomycota; Agaricomycetes; Boletales; Suillaceae
Exons: 21
Coding region: 1-2049 (682 amino acids)
Source: RefSeq, a predicted model, not a curated record